CUCCAAAUUCCCCAACCUCCAACCUCCAUCACAUUGCGCACCGGCUUCUCCUGACUUGUCAACCGUUGCUCAAAAUGGCCGAACAGCUUCCUCCUGAGCUAAAGAUUCCAGAGAUCAGUCGCUUCAUCAACCGCGCGAACCAAGUCAGAACAUACAAGCCUGCCAUUGCUUACUGGUGCGACUACCGGGCCCUCAAUCAAAUAGUUAGCAAAGGGCUACAUAGUGCUUCUCCAGCUUGCGGUGAAUAUGCUGCCGUACUGAUCGAGCGCCUGGAAAACACAAAGACAGAGCGCGCGGAUGACGACGCUAUUGUCGACAAUGCUGCUGGUCAGGCAUAUGUAGAGCAGUUCGCACAGGAGACAUUUGACCGCGCUGAGCGGACGCUCCGUGCAAACAAAGUUACUCGCCAAACAGCCGACACAUUCGACGCAGCAGCCACGUUUUUCGACCUUACCCACGAAUGGGGCACGCCGGAACCCGCUAUACUGCAAAAGAUUAAGUUUUCAAAGUGGAAUGCAGCUAGGAUUCUUAAGGCUAUUCGCGAGGGCAACGAUCCCAAUGAUUCCAACCCGAAGCUAGAGAACGACGAUGACGACGUUGUCGAGCUGGAUCCAAAUGACCCUGAAGUACAGCGGUUAACAGGUGCGCCGCAGCCCGUCACGAUACAAGAUGUUCCGGAAACAGGUGACGGUAUGACAUCGGAGCCAUCGCCUAUCGCACAGGCUGAUAUGCAGGCACCGGGAGAACCAUAUGCCCCGUCUCCCAUGACCAUGUCUCCUGCACCACCUCAACCUCCUCAUCCUGUCCCUCCUACCCAGCCAAUCGACCUUCCUCCAACCAUGUCUCCCGAUGUCGUGGCGCCGUCAUGGAAUCCUCCACCGCCCGUUCCCGCACCCAUACCCGUAUCAUAUCCUCCUCCUUCCGCCCCUGCUACGGUUCCAGCCCCGGUAUCCAACCAUCGAGACCUCAACCAGGCCCAAAAGCAUGCAAAGUGGGCUAUAUCAGCGCUCAAUUUCGACGACGUGCCUACUGCUGUGCAAGAAUUAAGAAACGCACUAGCUGCUCUUGGCGAGUCUUGAGCCAGUGUCAUUACUUAUGUUCCUUUACAGCAUCACUUUACAAAGCCAGAAUUCAAGUUUCAAGACAUCAAUUGUAAAACAUAUUAUAUAAGAGCAUAUAUUCUCUGACGAUCGAAAGAGAUUCCAUAAAACACCAGAUCCUAUUCGCUAUCGCUGCACAUAACUUGGCAUGCCGUGUUAAAAAUAAAAAUAAAAAGAAGACAGUAUUUGCAUAUGUUAGAGGGAGUGUUUGCACAAUUUAAGCUCCACAUGGAUACUGGGUGAGUGAGAAGAGGGGGGAAUAGGCACAUGUCGUCGCAGCGCCAGCAUUUGUAGUCAUGACCUGCUGGGCCUCAGUGUGCCAGCUCGUUAGCAUAAUUUCGUUUUCCCAGCAUUGUGGGAAGUUCAGGCCACGGCCACAAUGUUGUUGGCAAACACGUCUGGUGGAACAGCGAUAUCAACAAAUUGUGUGCCAUCUUCGCUUGUCUGGGCCUGUAGGACUGCUUGUCCUUGUUCGUCAGGCUCAUCAGCAUCGGUCCAGCCGCGCUCCGGACCCCAGGCAAUUUCCAUAUUGAGUUGCGCAGCAACCUCCAUCAAGCUGCGCAUCAUAGCGCCAGAUUUCUUGACACUAUUCCAGGCGUCAAAUUGGAUGGUUUGGACCUCUGGGAGUGCCUUGACGACAUCCGCCAACAGGCGGCGACAGAAUGUCUCAUAGAAGCCGUCUGAACGACGGAAGCCUUUAAAGUAGGCAUCGCUUGGGUCACAUUCCACAAAGACUGUCAACGUCCGCAAGCUGAUGCAUUCAGUCAGUCCCAAGGCGUCAUUUACAACCCAGCCGCGAGGAGGGGCGUUCCAUCCAGGACCGAGGCGGAGUUCCAACGACGUAAUGCACUGUCGUUGAAUGGGCUUGAGCCGAGCCAGCAUCGGCUUCUUGGACUUGAAGUGCUUGCCUGGGUACGUUGGGAAAAGCCGAAAGGUGCGUGUUCCAUAGAAGAAAUGAGUAGCCUCGGCAUGGAUCUGCCGGCAGGUACGCAUAAAUCCAAGCUUCUUGUGGGUACGCUUGUAGUUUUCGGGCCCCAGAUCAAUAAUAUCUUCAGCAUUGUCAAAGAAGUAUUCGUAAAUCUUGAUGCGAAGCUCGGAAGGGAGGCUAAGAAAGUGAAAAGGCGUCCUCGGGACUUUUCGUUCGCGCCUGAAGGGACGCAGUGGCGUAUCCAUAGUGAGAGCCGCCAGGGAAUUCGUUGCCUCUUCCAACUCUCCGUCGGCCUUGACAGCAUCCCCUUCAUUGUCCAAUUCGGCUUCAGACGUGUACGCCGAUGCAUAGGCCGACGCCAGUGGUGUUGGAUAGGAGGAGCCCAUUGGAGUCGUGUAUGCGGAGGUGAUGGGAGUAAUGGCCCGCGGCAUAGCGCCAGAUCGCGGGCCCCAGCGAGGAGUAGUAUUCCUCACCAUGUUGGAAGGCAAUGCGGGCGAGUUGAUACGUAACUUUGUCGUAGUUGCUCAGGCAUAUACUAGGUAUAAGGCCGGUGGCAAAGACGCAGAAUUUGAUAUCAGUGGAGAAGGGUCGGUGAGAUCGGAUGGUAGGCUUUCAAGCAGAUGAUGGCUGACAGGUGAUUGGACAGCAGUUUAAGAAUCGGUAUCGUGGCGGGCUAGAAGGCGCUUGGAAAUCGAGUAGACAGGGAAUACAACAAGUCGCAGAGGGUGGUGCCAUGACGUGGUUCAGUCGCAGAGUAGUCGUGAUGGGAGGAACCACCCUCUACAGUGCAGCGAACGCAAGCAUUGCGACGAUGACGGUUCAGGAGCAGUAUACGUAGAAGAAGAAAUAGGCAAGCAGCGGCGAUGCGACUCGAUGCGUGGAGAUGCGGGGGAUAAGACGUUGGGAGGAGAGAGACGGGAAACAAGUCUCGUGCCGCUGCAGCUGAACGUGGAUUGGUU
[Torrubiella] hemipterigena is the source of this 2987-nucleotide messenger RNA. The record is from the annotation of a GenBank genome assembly. Lineage: Eukaryota; Fungi; Ascomycota; Sordariomycetes; Hypocreales; Clavicipitaceae.